Molecule: messenger RNA, 1443 nt
Organism: Striga hermonthica
Lineage: Eukaryota; Viridiplantae; Streptophyta; Magnoliopsida; Lamiales; Orobanchaceae
Source: the annotation of a GenBank genome assembly
AUGAGUAACGAAACAAAAGCACGCAGGCCUCAUGUGCUGAUAUUCCCUUUACCCCUCCAAGGCCCCCUCAACUGUAUGCUCAAGCUUGCCGAGCUCCUCUGCCUCGCCCGCAUCCGCACCACCUUCCUCAACACCCACCACGUCCACGCCCGCCUCCCCUCCGCCGCCGCCCACUACUUCCCCAACCAGUACCCGGGCCUCUUCACCUUCCAGACGCUUCCCGAUGGCCUUCCACCCGAUAACCCCCGCACGGGGGACCAGAUCGAGGCCCUGCUCGACUCCAUGGACCGUGUGUCCGUCCCCGUCUUCCGGGAGAUUGUCGUCAACCGCUCGGACGAGCCCGUCACGUGCGUGAUCGCCGACGGGAUCUUUACGUUUGCGGUCGACGUGGCUAAGGAGGCCGGGAUCCCGCUCUUGUAUUUCGACACUAUUAGUCCUUGUGGGCUGUGGACUUACAUGUGCCUGCCCAAACUCAUUCAAGCUGGGGAGUUUCCUUUUAAAGAUGACAACUUGGACGAGAUGAUAACAAACCUGCCUGGCAUGGAAGGCAUCAUUAGGCGCCGUGACCUCCCUAGCUUUUGUCGCACAAAGGACAUCAACGACCGCAUAAUACAACUUGUCCUCAAAGAGGACAAACACAUCCCCCUAUCCCAAGGCCUCAUUUUCAACACAUUCCAAGAGCUAGAGGCCCCCAUACUAUCCCAACUACACGGCGUGUGCCCGAGAGUGUACGCAGUCGGGCCCCUCCACGCCCACCUCAAAACCAGGUUGGGCGUGGAGGCCUCUCGAGUCUCCAGUAGUAUUUGGAAAGAAGACGAGAGAUGCGUGUCCUGGCUGGACGCGCAGCCCUCGAAAUCCGUUAUCUACGUCAGCAUCGGGAGCCUGGCAGUUAUUACUAGGGAGCAACUAUUCGAGGUAUGGCACGGCCUGGUGAAUAGCGGGUCGAGGUUCUUGUGGGUCCAGAGGCCUGGGUCGAUUGUCGCGUCGGGUUUUCCUGAGCCCGGCGAGGUUCCUCCGGAACUUUUACGGGGGACAGAGGAGAGGGGCCGCAUUGUGAGUUGGGCUCCACAGGAGAAGAUUUUGGGCCACCCGGCCGUGGGUGGGUUUCUGACUCACAGCGGGUGGAACUCGACUCUGGAGAGCAUUGUCGAGGGGAAGCCGAUGAUCUGCUGGCCGUACUUUGUGGACCAGCAGGUCAACAGUAGGUACGUGGAGGCCGUUUGGAAGGUCGGGCUUGACAUGAAGGACACGUGCGACCGGGCCGUGGUGGAGAGGAUGAUUCGGGAGGUUAUGGUGUCGAAAAAGGAUAGUUUCCUAGAGAGGGCGAGCGAGGUGGCCGAACUAGCCCGAGCGAGUGUGAGUGAAGGCGGGUCUUCGUAUGCGGAUAUGGAUCGACUCAUUGAGGACAUCAAGUCAAUGAAGAUACCAACACCACAAAAAUAG